UUUUUUUUUGUUUUAUUCCUCUCAUUCCAAUCAUAGCAAUAUCAAUUUUUAAUAUACAUCAUGACUGCGGCUGUAUCUCAUACCAACCAUACCAAGACUGUAGUUGACGCAGCAAACAACAACAAAUUGGAUAGCACAGCAGCUAACAUUGCAUCUCAAGAUGUCGGACUUCUCUUUGUUAGGGAAUACUAUACCUUUUUGAACAAGAAACCUCUCCGUUUGCAUGCUUUUUACAACAAGGAUUCCUUUUUUGUACGAGGUGAUGAAGGUGAAACUGUCCAAACUUAUCAAGGACAAGAUGAAAUUCGCAAAAAGAUUGAAGAAUUGAACUUUGAAGAUUGUAAGGUAUUGGUGACUCAAGUAGAUAGUCAAGCCUCAGCCAACAAUGGGAUUAUUAUUCAAGUAUUGGGUGAAAUGUGUGUAAUGGAUGGUCCUUCUCAAAAGUUCAGUCAAACUUUCUUUUUGGCUCCUCAACCUAAUGGUUACUAUGUGUUGAACGACAUUUUCCGAUUUUUGAAGGACGAAGUGGAUAUUGAUUAUUAUACUUGUGAAGAUGAUCAACAACAACAGACCAAGAAGGAUGAAGUCAUUGUUGAACAACAAGCUGUGGCUGAAGAUGGAAAGCAACAACCCUCUGAACCUGUGAAGGAACCUGUACGACAAGUAGAACAAACUACGGUGCCUGUGGUGGAAGAAUCCGUCAAAGCUACUUCUCCUGUUGAAUCCAAGCCUGAAGAAAAGAAGAAAAAGCAAACCAAGGAAGAUGCCAAGACAAUGACAAAUGGUGUUACUGAUGUUAAGAAGACUGAAAAGCCAAAGCAAUCUCAACCCAGCAAGACAACUGAAAAGCCUGCUACUCCUACCUCUACUGCUGCUUCUCCUGCUCCUCCUGCUCCUGCUGCUCCUAGAUCCUGGGCCAACCUUGCUGCUAAUGAUCCUUCAAAAUGGGGUGCUCAAGUCUCAGAAGCCAAAGGUUCUGUAGCUGCUAAUGCUCCUGCUGCUACUCAACAAACUACCAAAGAGACAUCUCAACAAACUACUAAAGAAUCAACUGGAUCUCAGCAACAAACCGCUCAAAGCAACAAAGAUCGCAAAGAGGAAGCAACUAGUAUCUUUGUCAAGAAUGUGACCCAUGGGUUGACUGAAGCUCAAUUAUCUGAAGCAUUUUCUAAAUUUGGUACGGUGAAAAGCUUGAAUAUUGUGGCUAGUCGUCAAUGCGCGUUUUUGGACUUUACUACACCUGAAGCCUGUCAAAAAGCACUUGGUCAACACAAGGUGAAUGUUGGUACAUCGAUAGUACUUGCAGAGGAACGACGACGUUAUGGAAGUGGUGGUAUGAAUCGUCAACAACAACAAAAUGGAACAGGUGGCAAUUAUGAACGGCGUCAUCAAAGCAAUUAUCGAAGAUCUGGUAAUACCAAUACUAAUAGCAACACCAAUACUGGUCGCACGACUGGCAAUACAGGCAAUACCAAUAAAUCUCGGCCUACUGGAAAUCCUCAAAAGUAAAUCAAUUUCUUGGAUCUUUUUAUCUAGUGGAUAGUUUUUUUUUUCUAUUCCUUUUAGUAUAUACAUCAUCAUGAUCUCCCCCCCAUCCCAAUCCUUUUUUUUUUUUUUAUUAUCUUAUCCCAUCUUUUGUCCCUUCUUUGUAUCCAAUUCAUUUAUUCCAAUACAUAUUACAAAAUGUUAUUGUACACACAUCAUUUUUUAUACUUUGUUUUUUUUUUUGUUUGUUUUUUUUUCUGAUUUUGC
This is a messenger RNA of Halteromyces radiatus, 1752 nucleotides long. RefSeq lists its product as uncharacterized. Lineage: Eukaryota; Fungi; Mucoromycota; Mucoromycetes; Mucorales; Cunninghamellaceae. Gene Ontology annotation, cellular component: Ubp3-Bre5 deubiquitination complex; cytosol; ribonucleoprotein complex. The record is from RefSeq and is a predicted model, not a curated record. The transcript has 3 exons. Gene Ontology annotation, biological process: protein deubiquitination; ribophagy. Gene Ontology annotation, molecular function: mRNA binding. The coding region runs from base 61 to 1509 and encodes 482 amino acids.